Molecule: messenger RNA, 1675 nt
Organism: Gorilla gorilla gorilla (western lowland gorilla)
Lineage: Eukaryota; Metazoa; Chordata; Mammalia; Primates; Hominidae
Gene: TMBIM7P
Product: transmembrane BAX inhibitor motif containing 7
Exons: 10
Coding region: 377-1291 (304 amino acids)
Cellular component (GO): membrane
Source: RefSeq, a predicted model, not a curated record
CCACUCUCCUAACUGUCGCUCGGAACAUUGCCUCUCAGUCCCAGCACCUGCCCAGGCUUUGGAUGACUGACCACUGGCUCAGGAGCUGGGAGAGCUACUUGAGGGCCAAGUGAAAGCCUCAUUUUGUGAUUCAGGCACCAGCCAAAUACAGUUGCAUGAGGAAAAUUCAGUUGCCUGUGGCUUUGUUUUAGUUUUUGUUUUUGAGUGCUUUGAAAAUCUUGCUGCCUCUCCCCCUUCUGAUUUGCAAGACACUGGAGAGGAAAUCAACUUGGUUAUCUGAGCAUCCUCUAGUGCCUCUCAGCUCUGCGUGAAGACUGCUUUCCUCGGAGGAGUCCAAACUUUAUCAAAAAGAGAAAUAUUUCCUUUUCUCUUCACAAUGAAAUUGGACUUGGAGGUCAGCGAACCAAUAGACUUUGGUUCUGGAGGUCAUCAAUAUCUGAUUUGGGAAGCAGCAGAUAAAAGCAUCCAGUCCCAAUCUGGUGAGCGCUACACACCUUCAUCUUCAGCUGGGCCACAAGAAACUCGGGAGAAACCACGGCCAAAGGACACCAAGCAGUCGAAUACCUGUGUGAUAGAAAUUUCAGAUGACGUCACCCCAGGUGAUAACAAUGCAACUUUAGGCAAUCCUUUCUCAGACGCAUCUGUCCGCAGAGCUUUCAUUAUCAAAGUGUUCUUCCUCCUGUCAGUUCAGUUGUUGCUCACUGCGGUAAUUACCAGUGUGUUUAUUUUCUGGGAGGCUUUAAAAGUUUGGGUGCUCAAAAAUCCCUGGUUCAUCUAUGCAAUCUUCUCAGCAUUUUUUGCCAUACUUAUUAUACUUGAUUGCUGUGGGAAUCUCCGCCGUCAGGUGCCUGCAAAUUACAUUCUCCUGGGAUUCUUUACAGCUCUUCCAGGUCUGCUGCUAGGAGCCGUAUCAGUUUUCUACAAGGCCGAGGAAGUGUUAUGGGCAACAGCUGCAACCACUCUGGUGACGCUAGCACUCACUUUGUUUGCUCUACAAACAAAAUGGGAUUUUACCUGGCUAAAUGGAGCACUGUUCGUUUUCUGCUUCGUGCUUUUAAUCUAUGGAAUUACCUUAAUCUUUGUGCGAUCAUAUUGGCUGCAUCUAUUAUAUGCUGGACUCGGAACUGUGCUCUUCUCACUCUACUUGGUGAUCAAUGUGCAGCUCAUGCUGGGAGGGCACCGCCAUUAUUCCCUGGACCCUGAAGAGUAUGUUUUUGCUGUCCUGAACAUCUACUUGGACAUCAUCGACCUUUUCAUUUUUAUUCUGCGUCUGAUUGGACGGGGACGGUAGUCACGCAACCAAGGCUGGCUCGUGCGGAGAAGAGGAAGGAGGGGUGCUGUGGAGUGUUGCCGGGCUCAGGCAUGCAGAAGUCACCACUUCAGAAGCUCUUUUAUUUAAAAAAAAUUUUAAGAAUACUUAUUUUUUUGUCAAAUGAAACCAAGCAUUGAGUAGAUGAUAGCUGUAGCUGUUAUAUUUUUAGUUCCAUUGUCACGUAGCAAAACUUUCUGGGGACAUUUCUAAUUUUUAUAGAUUCAAAAGAUGAGUAUCAUAAUUACAUACUUACAAACAUUUGUAUAAUGCCCAUUCCUUUGUUGGAGUUUUCUGAACACUAUUUAAAGCUGUAAACAACAUAUCUCCAAGUGAAUACAAUUGACUACAGAAACCUACAUUUAA